This is a messenger RNA of Ochotona princeps (American pika), 2873 nucleotides long. RefSeq names its product anoctamin 6 (gene ANO6). Gene Ontology annotation, molecular function: chloride channel activity; protein dimerization activity. The transcript is spliced from 21 exons. Gene Ontology annotation, biological process: calcium activated phosphatidylserine scrambling; chloride transmembrane transport; calcium activated phosphatidylcholine scrambling. Gene Ontology annotation, cellular component: plasma membrane. Lineage: Eukaryota; Metazoa; Chordata; Mammalia; Lagomorpha; Ochotonidae. The record is from RefSeq and is a predicted model, not a curated record. The coding region runs from base 84 to 2873 and encodes 929 amino acids.
CCGGCCCGGCCCCGCCCGCCGCCUCCUUCCGGAACCCGCGAGCCCAACUUCGCGCCAAGUUCGGCUCGGCAUCUGCGGGAGCCAUGCCGAUGAUGACCAGGAACGUCCUUCUGGACCUGGAGGAGGAGGACGAAGACGACGGCGAAAUCGGUGAUGCGUCUGCCUCCAGGCGGCCCUUUCUGGCCCCUCACAGCCUCCUCCCAUCCAGUCUGGUGUUGGAGACCUUUGAGCAGAGUGUCAGCUCUAGCUUCGGAUCCCCAGACAGCCUGCAGGAUCUCCGGUCCCCGGCCUUUGAGGAAUUCAAUGGAAAACCCGACUCCCUGUUUUUCAACGAUGGCCAGAGAAGGAUCGACUUUGUUCUCGUGUAUGAAGAUGAAACCAAAAAAGAGCCCAAUAAGAAGGGCACAAAUGAGAAACAAAGGAAAAAAAGGCUAAAGUAUGAGUCGAACCUCAUCUGCUGCGGCCUGGAGCUGGAAGCGACACGAUCGGUCCUGGACGACAAGCUGGUGUUUGUGAAGGUGCACGCGCCGUGGGACGUGCUGUGCACCUACGCAGAGAUCAUGCACAUCAAGCUGCCACUGAAGCCCAACGACCUGAAGUCCCGGUCCUCGGCCUUCGGCACUCUCGGCUGGUUCACCAAAGCCCUGCAGGUGGAUGAGAGCAUUAUCAGGCCCGAGCAGGAGUUCUUCACGGCCCCGUUUGAGAAGAGCCGGAUGAAUGACUUUUACAUCGUGGACAAGGAUGCCUUCUUCAACCCGGCCACCAGGAGUCGCAUCGUGUACUUCAUCCUCUCGCGCGUCGAGUAUCAAUCGGUAAACGUGAAAAAGUUUGGGAUUAACAGACUUGUGAGCUCGGGCAUCUACAAGGCGGCCUUCCCCCUCCAUGAUUGCAGGUUCCGCUACCGCUCAGAGGACCCCAGCUGCCCCAACGAGCGGUAUCUGCUGUACCGGGAAUGGGCUCAUCCCCGAAGCAUUUACAAGAAGCAGCCACUGGACCUCAUCAGGAAGUACUACGGAGAGAAGAUCGGGAUCUACUUUGCCUGGCUGGGCUACUAUACUCAGAUGCUGCUGCUGGCCGCCGUGGUGGGCGUGGCCUGCUUCCUGUACGGCUACCUGAACCAGGAGAACUGCACGUGGAGCAAAGAAGUGUGUAACCCCGACAUCGGAGGCCAGAUCAUCAUGUGUCCACAGUGUGACAGACUCUGUCCCUUCUGGAAGCUCAACAUCACCUGUGAGUCCUCCAAGAAACUCUGUAUCUUUGACAGUUUCGGGACCCUGAUCUUCGCAGUGUUCAUGGGAGUGUGGGUCACCCUGUUCCUGGAGUUCUGGAAGCGGCGCCAGGCAGAACUGGAGUACGAGUGGGACACGGUGGAGCUGCAGCAGGAGGAGCAGCCGCGGCCCGAGUAUGAAGCACAGUGCACCCACGUGGUGAUUAACGAGAUCACGCAGGAGGAAGAGCGCAUCCCGUUCACCGCCUGGGGGAAGUGCAUCCGCAUCACGCUCUGCGCCAGCGCCGUCUUUUUCUGGAUCCUGCUGAUCAUCGCCUCGGUGAUCGGGAUCAUCGUGUACAGGCUGUCGGUGUUCAUCGUCUUCUCUGCCCAGCUGCCCAAGACCCUCAAUGGAACAGAGGCCAUCCAGAAGUACCUGACCCCACAGACGGCCACGUCUAUCACCGCCUCCAUCAUCAGCUUCAUCAUCAUUAUGAUCCUGAAUACCAUCUAUGAGAAGGUGGCCAUCAUGAUCACCAACUUCGAGCUGCCCAGGACACAGACCGACUAUGAGAACAGCCUCACCAUGAAGAUGUUCCUGUUCCAGUUCGUGAAUUACUACUCCUCUUGCUUCUACAUCGCCUUCUUCAAGGGCAAAUUUGUGGGCUAUCCCGGGGACCCUGUCUACUGGCUGGGAAAGUACAGGAACGAGGAGUGUGACCCUGGCGGCUGCCUCCUGGAACUCACCACUCAGUUGACGAUCAUCAUGGGCGGGAAGGCCAUCUGGAAUAACAUCCAAGAAGUGCUACUCCCGUGGAUCAUGAACCUGAUCGGCCGGUAUCACUCGGUCUCGGGAUCGGACGACCUGACCCCGCGCUGGGAGCAGGACUACCACCUGCAGGCCAUGAGCACGCUGGGGCUCUUCUAUGAGUACCUUGAAAUGAUUAUUCAGUUUGGCUUCGUCACCUUAUUUGUGGCCUCUUUCCCACUGGCCCCCCUGCUGGCCCUGGUGAACAACAUCCUGGAGAUCAGAGUGGACGCGUGGAAGCUGACCACCCAGUACAGGCGCUUGGUGCCAGAGAAAACCCGGGACAUUGGCGCGUGGCAGCCCAUCAUGCAAGGAAUAGCCAUUCUGGCCGUGGUGACCAACGCCAUGAUCAUUGCUUUCACGUCAGACAUGAUUCCCCGCCUGGUGUAUUACUGGUCCUUCUCCGUCCCGCCGUACGGGAACCACACUGACUACACCAUGGAGGGUUACAUCAACAACACCCUCUCCUACUUCAACAUCGCCGACUUCAGAAACAGAAGCAAGGGAAACCCGUACACGGGGCUCGGGAACUACACCACGUGCAGGUAUCGUGACUUCCGGUACCCACCCGGGCAUCCCCAGGAGUACAAACACAACAUCUACUACUGGCAUGUGAUCGCAGCCAAGCUGGCCUUCGUCAUCGUCAUGGAGCACAUCAUCUACUCGGUCAAGUUCUUCAUUUCCUACGCAAUCCCAGACGUGUCCAAGACCACCAAGAGCAAGAUCAAGAGGGAGAAGUACCUGACCCAGAAGCUGCUGCACGAGAGCCACCUGCAGGACAUGACCAGGUCCAUGGGGGCCAUCGCAGAGAAGGUGGUGGAAGCCGUGGACCCCAGCCGACACCCCAAGGUGGAGUGA